ACAACCCGGGUGACAACAGACGGGCCGGUGGGGGUGUUUCAUGCCUGCUUUUCUUCACGUCUGUGUGUUAAAGUGCCGACUUCCAUCCGCAUGUUGAAACGUUUGCGUGCAUUUCCGUGGCUCGUCGUGACCACGACGACCACCACGCCACGGCGGUGUCGGACCGCCGCCGUCGAGUCCACUUCGCAUUUUGAGCGACGCCCCCAAAUUCCGUGCCGAGUGUUUGCAGACCCUCCGGGACGGAGAGGUGGAGGAGGAAUCGGCAGCUCGGCCGUCUGUGUACGCUACGACCAGCACCAACGCCAUUAGUUCAUGACUUCAUCGAAGCUUUUUUAUUUUGACAGCGGCUUUCGAACGAGCGUUUUAGAAGGACUCCACGGCUGCUGCAGAGAAUGGGAAUAAGGACACAGGCCAAGGCUUGCCAUUUUGGCUGAAGGAACAGGACAGUUGUCAACUCUGCGCGCCGGCGUCUAUCCCUCUCUCCCUCACCUCACCUCCCCUCUCCUCACCCCCCCCACCCCCUCCGGCGCACACACAAGGACACAAACCGACGCCCACAUUCACGGCUAUGUCCACAGCGGUAGACAUUGCUGGCCCUUCCUCGCCAGAUCAAGCCAACAGCAGUGCUAAAAUCCCCAACGAGCCUCUGAGACCCAGCCUCAAGCGCUCCAGCCACCCUUACGGCCUGUCCCAUUACAUCGCCAGCCCUUCCCAAGGCAUGGACGUCAAAGGCCUGAUCCAACCCUCCCCGGCCCAGCAGCAGGCAACCCCACCCGGCCCCACUAAACCUCGCCGGGCCCCCUCCUGGCCCGACAUGUGGGAGUCGCCCAGCGGGCUACACCUGGCCCAUGCCGCAGAGCUGCUGAUGCGCGCCGGGCUGCUGGCACUGACCCCCACCGCCACGGAGCAGGCCAGCUCGGGUGCGCAGAGCAGCCAGCCGGCUAAAAGGGACGCGGCGGAGGUGAAGGGAGGCAAGGGGGAUGGCGAGGGAGGAGGAUCCGGGCCUGAUGAGGAGGAAGAGGACUCUCCCGGAUGCCGGACAGACAUCCAGCCCUACCUGGGUGCCUGGUUCCCUUUCAGCCCCACUCUCUUGCCUCUCGCUGGGUUCCAGAUGGGGGGAGGCCACUGGAGGAGCACGGCAAUGGGGGCCGAGGGCAUUGAGGGCCUGGUGGCCGAGGGUCACUCUCCCGGCUCUCUGGGCGGCGGCGGCGGCGGCGGCGGCGGCAGCAGGAGGAAGAGGAAGCGGUGCGGAGAGUGCGUCCCGUGUCGGCGUCAGACGAACUGCGAACAGUGCAGCAGCUGCCGCAAUCGUAAGAGGGGACACCAGAUCUGUAAAUACAGGAAGUGCGAGGAGCUGAAGAGGAAGCCGGGAGGUCCUGGGUUUGAGGGCAGAGUGUCCGCAUUUGACCUCAGAGGUUCCGACUUUUCUUUGGGCCUGGCGCAGGAGAGAAGCAGCGGAGCCUUGGAUGGAUAGUAACGUUUGUUGCAUUUGUCACAGGAUCCUGCUUGGAUGAUUGUUGAGGAGCUGAAGUGCAAAACAAGCAUACGCACACACACACACACACACACACGCACACACACACAAACAGUAGACACACACUGGACACCAUGGUGGUUCAAAGACGUGGACAUGAUGUUUAGUGCAGAGCUGCACCUCUUCAAGAAUGUUCUCACUCGUUCCCAUCCUUUCUUUUGACAAUCAGUGACUUGGAGAGGAGAGGAGAGAGAGAGAGAGAGAGAGAGUGAUAGAGAGAGAGUGAAAAGACACCAAUGUGUCACUGUAUCGCCGAUGACAAAAAAAAAGCUGUAAAUAGACUGUAAAUAUCGGGGGGGGGAAAAACAUUAUGUCUUUUUUACAUCCCUUCCCAGUUUGGAUGUAUUGUGUUGCAGCCGUUUAAAAAGAAUGACGAAGGAAAAAAAAGAGCCAAAUGUUUUGUUUCCAACAGGGACUCUCAAUUCUGUUGUUACCGCAUCAUCAGUAAAGCGAGUCGUCUAAAUUAUUUCAUGUGCAACUUGUACUGUAUAGAUCUGUUUGCCCUUUUGAAAUAAAAGAAAUUGGCCAUG
Messenger RNA from Hippocampus zosterae (dwarf seahorse), 2064 nucleotides. Its product is annotated as CXXC-type zinc finger protein 5-like. Gene Ontology annotation, molecular function: methyl-CpG binding; zinc ion binding. NCBI's taxonomy places the organism in Eukaryota, Metazoa, Chordata, Actinopteri, Syngnathiformes, Syngnathidae. The transcript is spliced from 2 exons. Gene Ontology annotation, cellular component: nucleus. The record is from RefSeq and is a predicted model, not a curated record. Bases 569 to 1474 code for a protein of 301 amino acids.